Zerene cesonia (dogface butterfly) is the source of this 1280-nucleotide messenger RNA. RefSeq names its product ras-related protein Rab-14 (gene RabX6). Lineage: Eukaryota; Metazoa; Arthropoda; Insecta; Lepidoptera; Pieridae. The coding region runs from base 257 to 880 and encodes 207 amino acids. Gene Ontology annotation, biological process: regulation of endocytosis. The record is from RefSeq and is a predicted model, not a curated record. Gene Ontology annotation, molecular function: GTPase activity; GTP binding. Gene Ontology annotation, cellular component: endosome. The transcript has 3 exons.
CUGACAAGUGACAAUGACAAAUAUCCAAGCAAAAAAUCUAUUGAUAUUCGAUCAUUGAAAAGAUUAUUUUCAUAAUAAUUAAUGUAACAUUGUGAAAUAUACCAUACAUUAAACAAAAACAUCUAAAUAUUUUAUUGAUUAACUCAAGGAAAAGUUACAAUUAAGUACUUUAUUAUAGUUGUGAUACACACGAAAUUCUUAAUAAACUGGCUCCGAUGUAGUAACAAGAAGAAAUAAUAAAUAAUUUCUCUUAAUUAUGGCUAUUGUGAAAACUCCUGUUCUUAAAGUUAUUUUGUGCGGUGAAUAUGGAGUUGGCAAAAGCUCUAUAUUCCGUCGAUUUAUUAAUAACACUUUCCUUCCAAAUUCGGACCGAAGAUCGACCUUAGGAUUAGACCAUUUUGAAAAAUUGUAUCAAGUUGGGGAUAAGGAAGUCAAGUUACAGUUAUGGGAUACUGGUGGAAUGGAAAGAAUAGCCUCAGUUACAUCCAGCUACUAUAAGUUUGCAGAAGCUGCAAUUUUAGUAUUUUCCUUGGACAACAUCUCAUCUUUUCAUGUAUUAAGUCAACAUUUGUUGGACAUAGUUACUUAUGCAGAGAAUGCCAAAAUUUACUUGUGUGGAAAUAAAUCUGAUCUUGAAGGAAAUUCUCCUCAAGUCACUGAUGCUGAUAUUGAAGCAUUUUGUGAACAAUGUCACAAUCUAAUCAGUAGCAUUUACAAAACAUCAUGUAAAACUGGAAAAGGUCUAGAAGAAAUGUUUAGUGACAUUGCUUUACAACUUGUGGAAUCAAAUCGAUCGAGAAUUGAAUUACAAGCGUUAGAUCACAACAGUUUUAAAAUUUCACAGCCUGAACCUCAAGAUGAGCCAUCAUGCAGUUGCUGACUGCAUUGUGAUUUACUUGAAUGCUGAAUCUCUGUUGUACCUUUUUAUAAAGAUUUAUAGGAGUAAAAUAGCUGUGAGAACAGAUGUUUAUAUGCAACACAUUUUGUCAACUGCUUUAAAAUUUGUUUUAACACAAUCAUAUGUUAUUUUAAGGUUGUUAAGGUUGUCUAUAAAAUUACAGUGAUUAUUUUGUAUUUUUUUUAAAGGUUGUAUUUCAGUAUUAUACUUAGAAUCAGGUGCAGAUACAAAGUGCUGUGUACUAAAAACAAAUGUGCUUUGUAUCUUAUUUUAUAAUACAAAACACAUUUGUUAAUUUUUUUUGUACAUGUUAAUUAAAAGAUUGUAAUGCUUUAAAACAUUUUAUUUUACAUAAUUUCUACUUAUGUAGUGUAUUUAUUAA